UUUUAUUAAACACGCGUUCUUCAACUGUUGAGUUCUGGUCGAACAGGUUUUGAAGAGACUCUGUCCAACGUUGAUUGAUGGCAGCACGAUCUGUCAGGAUUCCAACACCAUCUCUCGACCUCAAAAAGGAUUCUAUGAAGGAGGAGGGAAAAGAGGAAGGCGGAGGAGGACUAUUUAAAGGGAGCGAGUGAGUGAGGAGCACACAGAUGUGAGAUCUAAAGAAGUGGAAACGUGAGUAUCAAAGUGAGGAGGCCAGGUGUGAACAGAGUACCAUGGCGGACAGUCAGAAGCGUCUGCGGGUGCAACGAGGCCUCACCUUCGUCACGGGCCUGGUGGAGUGUCUGUGUUUUGCAGGGAUCGUAUUCGGGUGGGCUUCUCUCGUCUUCGUCCUCAAGGAAGAGGACUACUUUGUCUCCUUCUGCGUCAACGCCACCGGUGUCAAUGGCUCGCAGUUCUUGGAUUGCGGCGGACAGGACGAACAGUUCUCCCUGGUCUUCACCAUCGCAUCCUUCAGCAAUAAUUUCCUCACUCUGGUCAGCGGCUUCAUCUUCGACCACCUUGGCACCACCGUGGCUCGGCUCUUGGGAAUAGGUUUCCACACCUUGGGUACCUUGAUGGUGGUGUUCUCAAGUUCAGAUCUAUCCGUCCUGCUUUUCCCCGCUCUGUCCUUCAUUUCUGUGGGUGGAAUCAUGCUGCUCAUCACCAACAUGCAGGUGGGCAACCUUUUUGGCACUCGCCGUUCCACCAUCAUCACGCUUUACAACGGGGCCUUUGACUCUUCCUCAGCACUCUUCUUCGUCAUCAAGUUGCUCUACGAGUCUGGCAUCUCUCUCCAUGCCAGCUUCCUGUUCGUGUCUGUCUGCAGCAUCAUUCACGUGCUCAGGACUCUCUUCCUGUUGCCCAGAACCUUCAUACCAUACCCUCUGCCUGACCACUACACAUACGGGCUAUCCUGCAGCCAACUCAGGACUUCCAAGCAGUCGAUGAAUGUGAGCUCUCGGGAGAUGGAAGAGGAAGAAAAAUUUGACUGCAAAGCACCUGUAAAACCAGAAAAAAGUUUCCGUGAGUGUAUUCUUUCCCGACUGUUCAUGUGGCACCUCCUUUGGUUGUCUGUGAUCCAGUUGAGACAUUAUCUGUUCAUCGGCACCCUCUACCCCACGCUGCAAAUGUUGACUGAUGGAGAGCCCUCACUGGUGAGCCAGUACAUCAACGCCUUUGCGUUCACACAACUGUGCGGGGUGCUGUGUGCUCCCUGGAACGGACUCAUCAUGGACAGACACAAGCGCAAACCGCGGGUGGAAGGAAUGAGUGAGCAAGAAGCAGAUCUGAAUUCUGCAGUUCUGUCACUCCUCCUGACGUCGGUGAUGGCGUUGGUGUUCUCCGUUUGUGCCGCCAUACCAAUCUUGCCCCUGCAGUACUUCACCUUCAUUGUGCAAGUACUCAACCGCUCCUUCCUGUACGGUGGAAACGCAGCUUUCAUCAGCGUGGCUUUCCCAUCACAUCACUUCGGGAAGCUAUACGGCCUCGUCAUGGCGGGGUCCGCAAUCUUCUCCUUACUGCAGUAUGCCUGCUUCGCCUUGGUGAAGUCGGUUCUGCACGGAGAUCCUUUAUAUGUGAACAUCGCUCUGACGCUGCUCACCCUGCUCGCCUUCAUCCACCCCAUGUCUGUCUUUUUGCACUGUCGAAGCCUGGCGUCCCGGCGAGCUAAGGACCAGCCUGAGUAGCGGGAAAAAUAUAAGCCGAUGACAACAUUCUCAGUCAUCAGUAGUGCUGACACGGACACACCGGUGGCGCUGACAAUUGCAAGUGCAGUCAGAAAGCUUUAUUUUUUGCCACUGUGGCCAGUAUACAUAUUGUACUUUCCAUAGUAAGUAUCCAACACAGGAGCACAUGGCCAGUUAAGCCUCUUCACAUGGAUAAUUGCAUAAUGUUUACGUAUAGAAAACAAAGAAGAAAGGUUUCAAGAACUGUGGAGUGACCACGACACCAGAGGUUCUUAAAGGGGAACAUUAUCACAAUUUCAGAAGGGUUAAAACCAUUAAAAAUCAGUUCCCAGUG
Molecule: messenger RNA, 2058 nt
Organism: Nerophis lumbriciformis (worm pipefish)
Lineage: Eukaryota; Metazoa; Chordata; Actinopteri; Syngnathiformes; Syngnathidae
Gene: slc43a3b
Product: solute carrier family 43 member 3b
Biological process (GO): transmembrane transport
Molecular function (GO): transmembrane transporter activity
Source: RefSeq, a predicted model, not a curated record